Molecule: messenger RNA, 1805 nt
Organism: Aspergillus steynii IBT 23096
Lineage: Eukaryota; Fungi; Ascomycota; Eurotiomycetes; Eurotiales; Aspergillaceae
Product: Zn(II)2Cys6 transcription factor domain-containing protein
Exons: 3
Coding region: 204-1805 (533 amino acids)
Biological process (GO): regulation of transcription by RNA polymerase II
Molecular function (GO): DNA-binding transcription activator activity, RNA polymerase II-specific; zinc ion binding
Source: RefSeq, a predicted model, not a curated record
UAAAUAUUGACAUGGGCCAUUGUCAACAACUAGUUACCCGACCCCUCUAACUUACUGCCCAUUGGUAGUAGUCCUUUGCUGAUCAUACCCGUGUUAUCCAUGCUUUCCACCCGAACUCGUCCGAUGCACCCCUUGGCGUUUAAUAGCAGGCACAUUCGUAGCUAGGACAGCUAUUGCUUCAACGUCUCCACAAGUGGACAUCGAUGCCCAUUGAACAGCCAUGCCAGGACUCCCCCCAACUGCGCAAGAUUAAGCGCGGACACUCGGGAUGCCGGCCAUGCCGCCGUAGAGGCAAGAAGUGCGAUGAAGCAAAGCCUCACUGCGGAGCCUGCAAAAGGCUGCAUCUGGAUUGCAGCUAUGGUGUUAACUUUACUUUUCGGAGCGUGAACACCAUUCCGGACCAACGAAACUCGGCCGUCCAGCGCACAUCCAAAUCUGUUUCAUCUCCUGGAAAGCUGGUGGACUUUGGAUUGAACUCCCAAGCCAAUCUCGAAUCCAGCUAUCUGACCCAUUUCAUGCAUCAUGUCCGCCCCCUCAUCCCAGCAGUCUCACUGGCCCUAUCCGAGCAAUCCAUUCUUCAAUCGCCCCAUCUCCACGCCGCAAUUCUAUGUCUCUCGGCCUCUAAUCUCUCCAUGCUCAACGCCCAAAUCCAAACUCGUACCUUACCCACCCACUUUCGGAACUCCGUGUUCAGCCCCGUCGCCAACAGACUUCAUCACACCCAAGCUCGGAAAUAUCACGACCAGGCACUUUCGCACUGCCACGGCGCCGAUCUUGCCAGCAAUGACCAAUCCCCAUCCAAAACAGCAUCCAUCCUAACCGCCCAAGUCCUCCUGGCAUACUACCACCACGCCUCAACCUCCCAUCUCCACUUCCGCCACGCAGUAUGGACAACCCUCUACUUUGUGUCUCAGAACCGAGACACACUAUCCAGCUCCCCAGAGGGUCUUGCCGCGCUACAAAUGUGGUACCGUCUCUGCGUUUCCCAUCGUCUUGGAAAACCGCCCGCGUUACUUCUAGAGGGAGAAGGUGAUAGCUCCUUCGGACCGAACCGGUACCCCGAUUCAUUCGAGCAGGUCUAUCUGAACUGCAUCCUGGGCAUGAAUACCGAUGACUUGAUCUAUGAUAUCUUGAUCAAGACCAUCGAGAUCCGGACUCGCGUGGUAGUCUUUCGGGCUGUUGCAGGGCUUAGCGGCGUUUCCGAAGGACACCGAGGGAUCGGCCGGGCUGCCCAUGAUCUUCUGGCCAGGAUACAGGGCCAUAAAGGGUUCGACGAGGCAAGAGCCGAAGCAGAGAAGGGAUACAUGCGAGGAGAACAUCUACUGGGCUUGCUAGACGUGCAACGAGAAAGACUAGCAGUGUGGAAGACCCGACUCCACCCCGACCAACUCCCCGACUCCCCUACAUCUACAUUCCCAACCCACCGAGACACCAUGAACGCUCUCUACUCGCUUCUUUGCGAAAUGAUCCUCACCGAAACCCUCCUCCAAUUCACCCAAAUCCACAAAUCCACCUCCUCACUGACUUACAUCCUCGACGACCUCUGGCCUCGCCUAGAAUCCAAGUCCCGAGGCUACGAACACUCGCAUUACCCCACGCACCUGGUGAAACGGACGAUCGGCCUGAUCGCCGAGUUCUGGGACGCAGGGCGGGAUGUAACCUUUGCGGUGCCUGCGGUGACAGAGGAGGUGGGCAAGAUGACGCUGUUGGAUGUUAAUGAGCCGGUUGAGGUGGUGGUUUGUGGGUGGGGACCGGGACGUGACGGGGAUGGGGGGUGGUUUGUUAAGAAGUGUGCUCUUCCUUAG